AUGGCGAGAAAGGCGAGCGGGGCGGCGAAGACGCGCGCGCUGUUGAGGUCUGAGUGGGCGGCGGGCGUGCGGGACGCCGACGACGUCGACGCGCGCGACGACGUGAAGGAUGCCGAAGAGGCGCUCGUGGGAGACGAUGAAGGGAAGGAAUCGGAGUUCAUGGCGUUCAAUUUGGAUAAAGAGCGACAGGAAGGGUACUUCGAUGACGAUGGGAAUUACGUCGAAUACGCCGAGGAACAGGACGAGGCGGAUUUGUGGUUAGAAAAAGAUGCAAAAGUUGACGAGAGAUUAGCGAGCGGCGCGAUCAAACGAAGCACGGCGGCGUUUGAAGAGGAAGAGGGGGCGACAUCGAUGAGCGAGCGCGAGGUGGCCGUGGUGCAGCGCGAAAUAGCUGGAUAUUUGAACCCAGGGGAAACAGUGCUCGGCGCGCUCAAGCGUCUCGGCGGGAACGCGAAAAAAGGUGGCGGUGGACGCGGUGGUAAUCAAGGCAAGCCCGCUAAAGUCAUGAGUGAUGAAGAAAAGAAAGUGUUUGAUAAGCUGACGGAGCUUUCGAGCGCACUAAUGGGUCAAGGGGAAUACGAAGUGUACACGUUUCGUAAAGAGGCGUUCGAGCGCGCAGCAAACCUGUACGCGCCGACGACGACUUUGACGGAAGACACUGGUAAAGACAUGUUCGCCGAUAGCGACGACGAUGAAGGUGUCGCACCCGAGCCUUCGUUGCCAGCAGCGAAGAAGGCAAAGGUGGAGCCGUCGAAGAUUGAAGAUCCGCCGCCCUCUAGCGGCUUAAACUUCGCUUCAAUGAGCGUGAAAAACCUCAAGGCGUACAUUCAAGCGCAUGGUGGGAGCGUCGCGGGCAAUAUCGCAGAAAAGAGUGAGCUCAUUUCUCGCGCGAAGUGUUGCAAGCCGGUCGUGGUUCCCGAGGGCUACGCGUGGAGAGCUGAUGACGGCAUGUACUAUUGCCAAGCUUCAGAUUUGUUUUACGAUCAUCAUAAGCAACUCUUCACCGACAAACAUAAAUACUGGACGUAUGAUCAAGAGAAUGGAUUCGUGGAGUGGACAGCGUAGUAGUAGACAACGUUUCGACGCGUGC
This is a messenger RNA of Ostreococcus lucimarinus CCE9901, 1090 nucleotides long. RefSeq lists its product with no specific name. Gene Ontology annotation, cellular component: U5 snRNP. The transcript has a single exon. The record is from RefSeq and is a predicted model, not a curated record. NCBI's taxonomy places the organism in Eukaryota, Viridiplantae, Chlorophyta, Mamiellophyceae, Mamiellales, Bathycoccaceae. The coding region runs from base 1 to 1065 and encodes 354 amino acids.